Hyla sarda is the source of this 6403-nucleotide messenger RNA. RefSeq names its product SPT6 homolog, histone chaperone and transcription elongation factor (gene SUPT6H). The record is from RefSeq and is a predicted model, not a curated record. Gene Ontology annotation, biological process: transcription elongation-coupled chromatin remodeling; nucleosome organization; positive regulation of transcription elongation by RNA polymerase II. Bases 335 to 5533 code for a protein of 1732 amino acids. Gene Ontology annotation, molecular function: nucleosome binding; histone binding; DNA binding. Gene Ontology annotation, cellular component: transcription elongation factor complex. Lineage: Eukaryota; Metazoa; Chordata; Amphibia; Anura; Hylidae. The transcript is spliced from 37 exons.
GCGCAAUACAGUAGUAGAGUUCUACGGAGCAUGCGCGCAAAAGAAACUCCCUGGAGCUCUUAGUUCGCGCGUGCGCAGCGAGCUGCCCGUGUCCAUUGGCAAGCGGUGGCGCAUGCGCCCUCUCAAUUCCAUAGGGUCGGGUCCUGGUAACGACGCAUGCGCCGUACGCGAAACUGCGGGAAGUUACGUCACGUUGGUCCGCUGGGUGUUUUUUUUCUUUCUCCCCCUCCGUUGGUCUCGUACACAGUAGCGGGGCCUCCAUCUUUACACGGCCCCCAACGCCGUAACUUACUGUCCGUGUACACGGAGAGGAGAUACUCGGUAACUAAGAAACAUGUCUGACUUUGUGGAAAGUGAAGCAGAGGAAUCUGAGGAAGAAUACAACAACGAUGGAGAGGUAGUACAGAGAACCACCAAGAAGUUUGUUGAAGAUGAUGAUGAUGAAGAAGAGGAGGAUGAAAAUCCAGACGAGCAGGACGAGCAAGGAAACUUAAAAGAUUUUAUUAAUGACGAUGAUGAUGAGGAGGAAGAAGAAGAGGAGGAGGAGGAGGCAGGAAGUGGAUCUGGAGGUUCAGACGAUGAAAUUGGCCGCAAAGCAAGAAAGCGCACAUUUGAUGACAGACUGGAAGAUGAUGACUUUGAUCUAAUUGAAGAAAACUUGGGUGUUAAAGUGAAACGUCAAAAAUUCAGACGCGUAAAAAAAAUGUCAGAUGAUGAAGACGAAGAGGAAGAUGCCGGAAAAGAGGAGUAUGAGAAAGAAGCCAUCGCUGAAGAAAUCUUCCAGGACGGUGAGGAUGAGGAUAGACAUGACUUAGGUGAUCAGCCAGUUAUUGCUGCUGAAGAAGAAGAGGAGGAGGAGGAUGAGGAAUCUGACAUUGAUGACUUCAUUGUUGAUGAUGAUGGACAACCGCUGAAAAAACCUAAAUGGAGGAAAAAGCUUCCAGGAUAUGCUGAUGCUGCGUUGCAGGAAGCUCAGGAGAUCUUCGGUGUAGAUUUUGAUUAUGAAGAGUUUGAAAAAUACAAUGAAGACGAUGAGGAAAUGGAAGAGUAUGAAUAUGAGGAUGACGAAGCAGAAGGAGAAACUCGUGUCAGACCCAAGAAAACUGCUAAGAAGCGUGUAAGCCGGCGCAGCAUCUUCGAAAUCUAUGAGCCAAGUGAACUGGAAAGCAGUCAUUUAACUGACCAAGACAAUGAGAUUCGGACCACAGAUCUGCCGGAAAGGUUCCAGCUGCGGAUCACACCUGUUAAAUCUGCCGAAGAUGAUGAGCUGGAGGAAGAGGCUGACUGGAUUUAUAGAAAUGCGUUUUCAACACCAACAAUCUCCCAACAGGAGAGCUGUGACUAUUUGGAGCGUGGUCAAGUUGGCAGCAGCUUCAGCCGGAAAGGACCAAGCACUAUACAGAAGAUCAGAGAAGCUCUAAAUUUUAUGAGAAAUCAACACUUUGAGGUACCCUUUAUUGCAUUUUAUAGAAAAGAGUAUGUGGAACCAGAGCUAAACAUCAAUGAUUUGUGGCGUGUCUGGCAGUGGGAUGAGAAGUGGACCCAGCUCAGGAUAAGAAAACAAAAUCUGAUGCGUCUGUUUCAGAAGAUGCAAGCCUAUCAAUAUGAGCAGAUUUCUGCUGAUCCUGACAAGCCAUUAGCAGAUGAAAUAAGGCCUUUGGAUACCACAGAUAUGGAAAGGCUGAAAGAUGUCCACUCUAUGGAUGAACUCAAGGAUGUCUAUAAUCACUUCCUACUGUACUAUGGAAGAGAUAUUCCAAAAAUGCAGAAUGCAGCUAAGUCCAGUCAGAAGAAACUCAAGCGAAUCCCUGAGGAAGGGGAGGAGGAAGGAGCAGAAACUGCUGAACCAGAAGAAGAGGAGCAAAAAGGUCCAGAGCUGAAGCAGGCUUCACGUAGAGAUAUGUAUUCUAUCUGCCAGUGUGCUGGUCUGGAUGGAUUGGCAAAGAAGUUUGGGUUGACACCAGAGCAGUUUGGUGAGAAUUUGCGAGACAGUUACCAGCGUCAUGAGACUGAGCAGUUUCCUGCUGAACCUCUAGAACUUGCUAAAGAUUACGUGUGCACUCAAUUCGCCACACCAGAGGCCGUACUGGAAGGAGCACGGUACAUGGUUGCCCUGCAGAUUGCUAGGGAACCAUUGGUCAGACAGGUUCUUAGGCAGACUUUCCAAGAAAGGGGAAAGAUCAACAUUGUCCCAACUAAGAAGGGCAGAAAGGAAAUUGAUGAAGCCCAUUAUGCAUAUGCAUUCAAAUACCUGAAGAACAAGCUUGUUAAAGAGCUUAGGGAUGACCAGUUUCUUAAGGUGUGCAUUGCGGAAGAGGAGGGACUGCUCACUGUUGAGAUCUCGAUAGAUAUGAAAGAUGUUGAAGGUUAUGGCAAUGAGCAGACCUACUUUGAAGAGAUUAAGCAGUUCUAUUACAGAGAUGAGUUCAGUCACCAAGUACAAGAGUGGAACAGGCAGAGAACAUUGGCUAUUGAACGGGCCUUAAAACAAUUCCUCUACCCCCAAAUGGGAAAAGAGUUGAAGAGCAAACUUCUACUAGAGGCUAAAGAGUUUGUAGUAAAGUCAUGUAGCCGUAAACUGUACAACUGGCUGAAGGUGGCUUCAUACCGCCCUGACCAACAAGUAGAAGAAGAUGAUGACUUCAUGGAGGAGAAUCAAGGAAAAGGAAUUCGUGUACUAGGCAUUGCCUUCUCCUCUGCUAGAGAUCACCCUGUAUUUUGCUCCCUGAUUAAUGGAGAGGGUGAAGUAACAGACUUCCUGCGCUUACCAUACUUCACCAAAAGAAAGAAUGCUUGGCGGGAAGAAGAAAGAGAGAGGAAGACUAAGGACAUGGAGACACUGAAAAAGUUCUUGAUAAGCAAGAAACCUCAUGUGGUCGCCAUAGCUGGAGAGAAUCGGGAUGCACAAAUGAUGGUCGAAGAUGUUAAACGCAUAGUUCAAGAGCUUGAGCAAGGCCAGCAGAUGUCUUCUAUUGGGGUAGAAAUGGUGGACAAUGAGUUAGCAGUUUUGUAUAUGAACAGCAAAAAAUCUGAAAAUGACUUCCGAGAUUACCCUCCAAUUUUACGCCAGGCAGUUUCCAUUGCACGACGCAUCCAAGAUCCCUUGAUAGAAUUUUCUCAGGUCUGCAGCACGGAUGAUGAUAUCUUGUGUCUGAAAUUGCAUCCAUUACAAGAUCAAGUAGUAAAAGAGGAAUUGCUAAAUGCCCUGUAUUGUGAAUUUAUUAACCGAGUAAAUGAAGUGGGAGUGGAUGUCAACAGGGCCAUAGCUCAUCCGUACACACAGUCGCUCAUUCAGUAUGUCUGUGGACUUGGAUCCCGUAAAGGCUUGCAUCUGCUGAAGAUCUUAAAGCAGAAUAAUACACGUUUGGAAAAUCGUACCCAGCUGGUCACAAUGUGUCAUAUGGGACCUAAGGUCUUUAUCAACUGUGCUGGCUUUAUUAAGAUUGACACAAACUCUCUUGGUGACAGUACGGAUUCCUAUAUUGAAGUCCUAGAUGGUUCACGAGUACAUCCAGAAACUUAUGAGUGGGCUCGUAAGAUGGCUGUAGAUGCCUUAGAGUAUGAUGAAUCUGCUGAAGAUGCCAACCCAGCUGGAGCACUAGAAGAAAUUCUCGAAAAUCCUGAAAGAUUAAAAGAUCUUGAUCUGGAUGCAUUUGCAGAGGAACUUGAGAGACAGGGUUAUGGUGACAAGCAUAUUACAUUGUAUGAUAUUCGUGCGGAGCUCAGCUGUAGAUACAAAGACCUUAGGACUCCAUACCGAUCCCCCAAUCCUGAAGAAGUAUUCAACAUGCUCACCAGGGAAACACCAGAGACUUUCUACAUAGGUAAACUUAUCACCUGUAACGUAACAGGGAUUGCACACAGGCGACCACAAGGAGAAAGUUAUGACCAGGCGAUCAGAAAUGAUGAGACAGGACUUUGGCAGUGUCCAUUCUGUCAGCAAGAUAACUUUCCAGAACUCAGUGAGGUAUGGAAUCAUUUUGACAGUGGCUCUUGUCCUGGUCAAGCAAUUGGUGUUAGAACCAGGCUGGAUAAUGGUGUAACUGGCUUCAUUCCAACCAAAUUCAUCAGUGAUAAAGUAGUGAAGAGGCCUGAAGAACGAGUAAAGGUGGGCAUGACUGUUCACUGCCGAAUAAUGAAAAUCAACAUUGAAAAAUUCAGUGUGGACAUGACGUGCCGUACAUCUGAUCUGAUGGAUAAAAACAAUGAGUGGAAGUUACCUAAGGACACUUAUUAUGACUUUGAUACAGAGUCUGCACAUCUAAAACAAGAGGAAGACCUGAAGAAGAAACAGCAGCGGACAACAUACAUCAAGCGAGUCAUCGCACACCCCUCUUUCCACAAUAUAAACUUUAAGCAAGCAGAGAAAAUGAUGGAGACAAUGGAUCAGGGCGAUGUUAUCAUCCGUCCAAGCAGUAAAGGAGAAAAUCAUCUAACAGUCACCUGGAAGGUCAGCGAGGGAAUCUACCAACAUGUGGAUGUACGAGAGGAAGGAAAAGAAAAUGCCUUCAGCUUGGGCUCCACACUGUGGAUAAAUACUGAGGAAUUUGAGGACCUGGAUGAAAUCAUUGCUCGGUUUGUCCAGCCCAUGGCUUCUUUUGCAAGAGAUCUAAUCAACCACAAGUACUACCAGGACUGUAACAAUGGCGACAAGAAGAAACUAGAAGAGCUCCUAAUAAAAACAAAGAAGGAAAAACCUACAUUCAUCCCGUAUUUUAUAUCUGCCUGUAAAGAGCUUCCUGGGAAAUUUUUAUUGGGGUAUCAACCACGAGCAAAACCAAGAGUGGAAUAUGUCACGGUGACACCUGAAGGCUUCAGAUAUCGGGGGCAAAUAUUCCCUACAGUUAACGGACUCUUUAGGUGGUUUAAAGACCAUUACCAGGAUCCUGUUCCAGGUAUUACUCCAAGCAGCAGCAGCAGAACAAGGACACCGGCCUCCAUGAGUGCCACCCCUGCCAAUAUUAAUCUUGCAGAUCUUACUCGUGCUGUCAAUGCCUUGCCACAAAACAUGACUUCACAGAUGUUUAAUGCAAUUGCUGCAGUCACUGGACAACAUGGACAAAACCCUAAUGCCACACCUGCCCAAUGGGCAUCCAGCCAGUACGGUUAUGGUGGAGGCAGUGGUGGUGGGAGCAGCGCAUAUCAUGUGUUCACAACGCCUGCUCAGCAACCUGUGGCUACUCCUCUGAUGACACCAAGCUAUUCUUACGCCACUCCUAGUCAACCUAUUGCUACACCACAGUACCAUCAACUGCCACCAAGUGCCACACCUACCCCAGCACCUACUCCCCAAUCCUCCCAUUCACAAAGCAGUUCAAGUUCCCGGCACAGGCAACAACAGUCCAAACCAAGCAGUUCAACGCCUAUCGACUGGGGAAAAAUGGCAGAGAAGUGGCUGCAUGAAAAAGAGGCAGAGAGGCGGAAACAAAAGCAGCGCUUAACUCCUCGUCCUUCACCAAGUCCCAUGAUUGAAAGUACACCCAUGUCAAUUGCAGGGGACGCCACACCACUGCUAGAUGAAAUGGACCGGUGAAAACAUAUGCGUGAAAAUGAACUUUAAAUGGCCACGUGGAACAGUCAUGCUCCCUAUCUUAACAAGUGUAUGAGUUGCUCUGAACCAAGCGGGUUUAUAAUUUCUGGGCCAAGAUGCGCAUAGCUGUACAUGAAAAGAUUGGACCCUCUCAUGUGAAGCCUGUGUUUACAUGAUUGGUUCUGGUGGAAUCAUCCCUCCAGCACCAAACCUUGAUAUCCUAUUGUUUCACGUUAGUGUUCACUUCUAAGAAAAGAGGUAAUAAUGUUUGCCUCUUUAGGGUAAAAAAAAAAAUCGGUAUGUUACCUGUUUUUAUGACCUAUGUUUUAAACAUAGAAUGGGCUUCACUUUUAUUUAAAAUUGCAUAUUCUGCCAAAGAAUGCAAUAUAAAAAGAGAUCUGAAGCAAAGAUCUCACUCCUCUCCUGUAUGUGCUGAACCAUACAGUCUACUGUAUAGACACUUGGAAAAAGGGCUGAUGGGAGAUGUCUGUAUAAAAAAAACAUUCUGCCAGAGGUAGUUAUUCUGGGCUCCUCUGCCAAAGGGAUGCUUUUCUCUAGCAAAAAAAAUAACAGGCUUCAUAGAGUAACACACUUAUUCUUUGGUUGGAGACAUUUGGGUAAAUGUAUUUAUUAUUUUUCCUCCUUGCUCUGGUUCCCGCUGCAGUGAACUGCUAAUAGUAAGUUUGCGGCUGUGCGCUUCACACUCUUUGCAUAUGUACGUGAUGCAUCAUAGCAUUUUUUUAAAAAUCUUUGACAUUGCAGUGUGAAGGUGUCUUGGAGCUCUGUUGGCACCCAUAGAUUUUUUUUAUUUUUCAUUUUUUGUUUUUUCAGCAGGAGAAUAAAUGGUCUGGAACAAAAAAUUACUUACUCAUU